Messenger RNA from Cucurbitaria berberidis CBS 394.84, 2474 nucleotides. RefSeq lists its product as uncharacterized. The coding region runs from base 95 to 2110 and encodes 671 amino acids. Lineage: Eukaryota; Fungi; Ascomycota; Dothideomycetes; Pleosporales; Cucurbitariaceae. The record is from RefSeq and is a predicted model, not a curated record. Gene Ontology annotation, cellular component: endoplasmic reticulum. The transcript has a single exon. Gene Ontology annotation, biological process: GPI anchor biosynthetic process.
CUCCACGCUUGCAUGUCCUCUCGACGCGCUCAACAUGUGAAUAUUCUCAUUUUCCCUCGCUUUGCCUGUUUAACACCCAUUUGAGAAUGCUUCAAUGCAGCUCUCGCGCCUUUUCUUUCGCAUUGCCCUGCUCUUUGCGCCGCUAGCCCUUCUCAGCACAACAUGGCUCUACUUCUAUCCCAGCUUCGACCACCGUUGCGCCUUUCCCUCGCCUCCCGCUACCCACGCUCACGCCACUGCACCGUUCAGGCUCCUCGCUCUCGGUGACCCGCAACUCGAAGGCGACUCGUCACUACCUGAUCCCCAUGCGCGCAUCUUCCCCUCUGUCGAGGAUCUCGUGCCCCAUCUUCGCAAUGCGACGACCCUGGACGAAACGAGAAGUAUCGUGACGGAAGCAGUAAAUGGGGUAGGAAAAGAUGCUAUGAGAUGGCUAGAGGGCAAGAGAAAGGCGGUUGAUCUGUGGGGCAAUGAUUGGUAUCUUGCUCAUAUUGUGAGGACACUGAGGUGGUGGACGGAGCCGACGCAUGUUAGUGUGCUGGGGGACUUGCUGGGCAGCCAGUGGGUUACUGAUGGGGAGUUUGAGAAGAGAGCUGGACGGUAUUGGAAUGUUGUUAUGAGGGGGUUGGAGAAGGUGCCGGAUUAUAUCUUUGGUGUUGAAGAGAUUGAUAGGCGGGGAGGUGCACGGGAUGAGACGGUGCGUGAUGAUGCGAGUACAGAAGAUGAGGUGGAGGUGGAAGACCAGAGGAAGGCAGAGGAAGGAGAACAAAGCAAAUCAGACGGAGAAGAACACCGCACGGCAGAGGAAGGAGAACAGAGCAAGCCAGAAAGGAAGCCGGCGUGGGGAGGCACAACAGAAGUCCUGGGUGCAGACAAGAGCUGGGAGAAGCGCAUCAUCAACAUCGCCGGAAACCACGAUGUCGGAUAUGCUGGAGACAUAGACGAGUCACGCAUUGAGCGAUUUGAAAAGGCUUUUGGGAGCGUCAACUGGGACAUAUGGUUUACUCUUCCAGAUGGCUAUGCAUCCGCUACAGCCACAGAAGAUUCGACCACGACCGACCCGCCACCUGCCCUCCGCCUCGUAAUUCUCAACUCCAUGAACCUCGACACCCCUGCUUGGUCAGAGGAACUCCAAACCGAGACGUACUCUUUCAUGAAUCACAUUAUUGCGAAUUCACGCUCUAUAACCGACAAAACACAUGCCACCAUCCUGCUCACUCACAUCCCAUUCGAGAAAGAAUCUGGCAUUUGUGUCGACAGCCCGUUCUUCGACUUCUUCGAAGACGGCCAAGGUGUCAAGGAGCAGAACAUGUUGAGCGAUCAUGCGGGUAAGAUUAUUUUGGAGGGCAUCUUCGGGAUGAGUGAGAAUAGAUAUGCGGCAGGCGGGGGGCUUGGUAGGACGGGGAUUGUGGUCAAUGGUCAUGACCAUGAGGGAUGUGAUGUUUUGCAUUGGAUUAGGCAGACUGGGGUGGAGGGUGGAUGCCAGGCAGAUAGCAUCAAGAGGGAGGAAGCAUACUGGCCUGCGGUUGCCGUUACGCUGAACGACAGUAUGCCCAUUCCCUCUGCCGAUGUAGACGAUAUCGAUGUCGAUGCAGUGUCACUCAACGAGACCGAACCUGCAACCACGAGCAGCGACGAAGCCAGCGAGACCGCAUCCUCCGAACCGAGUACAGAGCCUACAGCAGAAUCACCAGAACCAGACGCAUCACCCAAAUGGAAGGCUCGCCGCUUCCCGCCGCUUCGUUACGAUAUCAACGAGAAGAACGAGUGUACGACAAUCAACGACGCACCGCACAUCCGCGAAAUCACGCUUCGUAGCAUGAUGGGCGAAUUUUCCGGCUAUGCCGGCUUCCUCUCUGCAUGGUUUGACCCCUCAAUGGGCGAUAAAGGCGAGUGGGUGUUUGGAUUUGCAAGCUGUGGAGUAGGCGUGCAGCAUUGGUGGUGGGGCAUCCACAUUCUAGAUCUGGUUUUGCUCGUGUUAUUCGUAAUCGCGGGUGUGCUGAGGAUUGUUGAGAGCUUCCUACAGGAGGGUCAGCUGAGAAAAGAAAAAGAAAUUCGCGAGAAGGAGAAGGUGGGAGUAAUACGCAAGACGAAGACUACGGCCGAUCAGUAGACAAGACAGAGAUGAUUGUUUGUAAGUUUUGCAUAAGCAUACGAGCGCGGCGUUCACGGCAUGUGUUGGAUGAAUAGACGCGCGAUUAUAUACAAGUACCAUUGUACCUCAGUGGCAUCGUUACCUUGUUCACAUGUACACAUCGCUAUGCGAAAGGGACCAACUUAAUCGCAUGUGGGGAGGAACUACCGCAGUGCAAGACACCACAAUCUACACUUUACUAAUCACCAACUCUCCCUAGUCUCGACUUCCGUCCAAGCCUCCAAGACGUCAAAACACAACAAAAAAACAGAGUCUCUAAUGCCUCUUAAUUCGAUACAUUUCAAGGACGACAUAAAGUGACACGAAAGAGAAGAUACAUGGC